AUGAAGCCAGUUCAUGAUGAAAAUAGGAACCUAACCAUUAUCUCUGAAUUCAUUCUCCUGGGCCUGCCUAUCCAACCAGACCUAAAGGCCCUUUUUUAUGCCCUCUUUCUGGCCAUGUACCUAACUACAAUCCUCGGGAACAUGCUCAUCAUCCUCUUGAUCUCUCUGGAUUCCCACUUACACACACCCAUGUAUCUGUUCCUCAGCAACCUAUCCUUCUCUGACAUGUGCUUCUCUUCUGUGACCAUCCCCAAACUGUUAAUAAAUAUGGAGAGCAAGAAACCAACUAUUCCCUAUCCUGGCUGCCUGACCCAGAUGUACUUCUUCCUUUUUUUUGGAGACCUGGAGAGCUUCCUGCUAGUUGCCAUGGCCUAUGACCGUUAUGUGGCCAUCUGCUACCCACUGCACUACACAGUAAUGAUGAGCCCCAAGCUAUGCAGCUCUCUUGUGGUGCUCUCCUGGGUCCUAACUACUUUUCAUGCAAUGUUGCAAACUCUGCUCAUGUCUCGAGUAUCUUUCUGUGAUAACAACAUUAUCCCCCACUUCUUCUGUGAUACGUCUGCCCUGCUAAAACUGGCUUGUUCAGAUAUCCACAUCAAUGAGCUAGUACUAUUCAUGGCAGUAGGACUGAUUAUUGUUAUACCAUUCCUGCUAAUUGUCAUAUCCUAUGCUCGUAUCCUCUCUUCUAUCCUCAGAGUACCCUCUGUGAGGGGCAUCCGCAAAGCCUUCUCUACCUGUGGUUCCCACCUCUCAGUGGUCUCUCUCUUCUAUGGGAUGAUCAUUGGACUCUACUUGUGCCCUUCAGCCAAUAACUCCACAUUAAAGGAGACAGUCAUGUCAAUCAUGUACACUGUGGUAACACCAAUGCUGAACCCCUUCAUCUAUAGUCUGAGGAAUCAAGACAUAAAAGGGGCCUUCAAGAAAUUCCUAGAAGGAAGAAAAAUCCCCAACACCCUGGGACUAUAA
Messenger RNA from Sarcophilus harrisii (Tasmanian devil), 966 nucleotides. Its product is annotated as olfactory receptor-like protein DTMT. NCBI's taxonomy places the organism in Eukaryota, Metazoa, Chordata, Mammalia, Dasyuromorphia, Dasyuridae. Gene Ontology annotation, cellular component: membrane. Gene Ontology annotation, molecular function: olfactory receptor activity; G protein-coupled receptor activity. Gene Ontology annotation, biological process: G protein-coupled receptor signaling pathway. Bases 1 to 966 code for a protein of 321 amino acids. The record is from RefSeq and is a predicted model, not a curated record. The transcript has a single exon.